CCUCACCCAACCACCCAUCCACACCAUCAACCCACACACACAUACACACCAUCAUACUAACCACAAUGUCCCCUCCCCACCUCCCAACCACAACCACCAUCAUAACAACCCUCACCACCCUCCUCCUCCUCCUCACCUCCUUCUCCCUAACAACCUACACCCUAACGACCUACCUCCACCUCGCGCACACCGCAACAUCCCUCGUGCCGAAGGUCAUCAUCCACGACACCGCCAUCAUCGCCACAACAUCCUACCAUAUCUUCACGACGAUCCUGACCUACCUCACAUUCAUCACGAUCUACUUCCUCUUCCCCAGAUUCUUCACAACGUCAAACAGCAGCAACAGCAGCAACCCCUCAUGGAUCCAAAAGGCACUAACAUCCCUCGCAACCCUCCUUCUCACGACAAGUCUCCUCGCCUUCACGGUCAUCCUGGCUACCAGAAAGAUGUCCUUUGGGGACGUGGGCCCGCGUGUUACUGUCUAUUUAGAUGAGAGUUUGGGUGAGGAAAGUCUGGUUUAUGGGGAUGAUGGGAGGGGGGUUGCGGGUGUUGUUUUGGGGUGGGUGGGUUGGUUUGGUGCAGCGGUUUUGUGUGGGUUUAUGUUUGUUGGAGAGAAGAAGGAAGAAAAGAAGGGAGAUGGGAUGCGGGUGGAGAAGGGGGAGGUGGAGGAGAGUACUAGUACGGAGAGUGUGUGAAUAUGUUUUGUGGAUAUUAGGGAUUGAUGGGUGAGGUUGUGUGUGGGUGGUGUGAUACUUUAAUGAGGUGAUGGGUUAUGAGUGAUGUUGUAUGUCUUACUUAGUAUGAUAGUAUCAAAAUAUAUUAUGUCAAUCAAUA
Aspergillus eucalypticola CBS 122712 is the source of this 834-nucleotide messenger RNA. RefSeq lists its product as uncharacterized. The transcript has 2 exons. The record is from RefSeq and is a predicted model, not a curated record. NCBI's taxonomy places the organism in Eukaryota, Fungi, Ascomycota, Eurotiomycetes, Eurotiales, Aspergillaceae. Bases 66 to 695 code for a protein of 209 amino acids.